This is a messenger RNA of Linum tenue, 1800 nucleotides long. Lineage: Eukaryota; Viridiplantae; Streptophyta; Magnoliopsida; Malpighiales; Linaceae. The record is from the annotation of a GenBank genome assembly.
CCAUUAAGCCCCUCUCCUUCGCAAGGCCGAGAUUCUGAAGCUCAACGCGACUGACCCAAAAAGGGAAAACUAAAAACAGCGGUUUUGUUCUUGGAGGGGAGAGCUCGAAUUUCGAAACCAAAUUCAUUUUUCGCGAAGGCUUAGGGUUUCGGCGCAUCCUCUCGCUCAGAGCAAUUCCGGAUUCCGCUCCAUCUCCGGUCUUGUAGUUCCCAUCACCUCUCAUACUAGCUGUUCGCGGUUGCCGUUAGGGUUAGGGUUUAAGUAUUUCGUUACAAUGUAUGCUGAUCGAGUGGAAGCUUCGGAGAAGAUGUCUGUGAAGGAGCGUCUCAAUGGCAAUUCCGUCGGUGACUCUUCCCGCCGGAGACAAGUAACUGGCAAAAGGCAAAGGCAAGAUGACAAGUGGGAACAUGACCUCUUUGAUAAUGACGAACCACGCACUUCGAAUCACAGAAUAGAUGCACGGGAUCUUCGACUAAAGCUCCAAAAGAAAAGCCAAGCACCUCAAACUGGAAGAGGAGGCAUUCGGGAUUUGAGAGAGAAACUGUCUGGGAUAAUGAAUCCACAACUGGUGAAUUCUGAUCCACCAAAACCAACUAGGAGAGGUGUUGCUGCUGAAGUUCCUGAACUUGAGAUUAAGAAAGUUGCCAGUGUUGCUACCAAAAAGAAGUCUCAGCAAAAGGCAAAAGAUACAUCAGUGGACAGCUUUUUGGAGUCAUUGGGUCUUGAAAAAUACCAAAUCACUUUUCAGGCCGAGGAAGUUGACAUGACCGCUCUUGUACACAUGAAUGACGAUGAUCUUAAGGCUUUGGGCAUUCCAAUGCAGCAGCAACGUUCACAUGUGCCCAAGUUUGGCAACUGGGAGAGUGAAGAGCAAGUCCCAUACACUCAAUAUUUCGACAAGGCAAGGAAGGGCCGAACCGAUGGGAAGAUGAUCAACCCAAAUGAUCCCAUGGAGAACCCAGAUUUGCUUCCUGCUUCUAAGGUUGUCAAAGUUGAACCAGUCAAACAGGGUGUUGGCUCUCCAGCACGCCCUGACAACGGGACCCGCAGAGCUGGGCAGGGAGGAGGCCGUGGAGGAGGAGCAGCAGCAGUAAGCCGCCCUGCAAGGAACAGUGCUGGGUCCGAUAACAGCUUCGAACGUUCGCCACUCCAUCCUCAUGCUAGGAUCUCAGGAGGCCGUGCCAGUGGGGCACCAUCACCGGUCUGGGAAGGGAAGAGUUCCCAUGAGAGCAGCCAUGGUACACCUGGAAGGUCAAGAUUGAGACCGAAAGGCGAUGAGAGUCCUGACAAGGGUGCUGCUGUACCAAAGUUUGGGGACUGGGACGAGAACAACCCGGCAUCAGCAGAUGGAUAUACUCACAUCUUCAACAUGGUGAGGGAAGAGAGACAGGGUGGCGUGGCAGGUAGAGGACCUGGUGGCACCUAUGGCGACUCGUCCCAUGGGAAUGCUCGGAAGCACAACUCGGGAGAAACCACCUUGUGUCACUGCUUUCCCUGGGGAAGAAAGUGAUGGUGGAGAUUGUACUGAUAUUGGGAGGAUCAGGAAACCAAUCAUUCAGAGAAAGAGGUGUGGGAGAACUGUAAAUACCUUUGAAGGCUCUCUGUAUUAUCUGUUUCUUGUUCUGAUGUUUUGAUUUCAUGGAGAGCAAGUUGAUUCUCUCUUUGUAUUUGUGGGUGGUUAUAUCUUGUGGUGGGAAAACAGACCAAUACGCCAUCGAUUUUUGUGGGACUCUUGGCUCUAUUUUACUUCGUUCUCUUUUGAAUAUAGAACAAGACGAUUUCAAUUCGAGCUAUCAUGGU